Molecule: messenger RNA, 1080 nt
Organism: Bursaphelenchus okinawaensis
Lineage: Eukaryota; Metazoa; Nematoda; Chromadorea; Rhabditida; Aphelenchoididae
Source: the annotation of a GenBank genome assembly
AUGUCUGUUAACGACGAACAAGUAUGUUACACAUUGUGGAGAGUGCGUAGAACUGUUCUUCAGGUAAUUUUAAAGUUUCAUUUCGAGUUUUAGAUGAAGUUGAAAAGGUAACUUCGUUUAUCUUGUAUACUUUUUAGUUAAAGUAACCUUAUUUUCGUUUAAAGUUUAUAAAAAUGAAUUUAGAUGUGUCAUGACCGCGGAUAUUUGGUUACACAGGAAGAGUUGGAGCAGACGUUGGACCAGUUCAAAGAGUUUUUCGGAGAUAGGCCAUCCGAAGGAAAUCCAUCCAGAAGUUCAUUGACUUUGUUGGUUCAUCACAACGACGAUCCCUCAGGUAUGCUAAAUUUGUUGCGUUUUAUUUUUAGGUACAAUACUUUUAGUUUUGAAUAGAUUAGAAGUCAGCAGAAAUAAUUCUUUAGACAUAUUUUUUAUAUUUUUUUGGCUAUUAUAAGCUAUAUACGUAUACUAUGUUAAUUAAUAAUUAAACAACUUCAUCUUUAGACCAAAUGUACGUUUUCUUUCCGGAAGAUCCAAAGAUUGGAAUCAAAACCAUCAAGGCGUUUUGUCAACAAAUGCAAGAACAGAACAUUACCCGAGCUAUUAUUGUUGUCCAGGGCGGUAUGACACCUUCCUCGAAACAGGCUGUCAAUGAUAUGAUGCCCAAGUAUCAGCUAGAAGUGUUUUUGGAAGCAGAGUUGAUGGUUAACAUCACUGAGCACGAGUUGGUACCCGAACAUGUUGUUAUGACCCAAGACGAGAAGGCCGAGUUGUUGGCUAGAUAGUAAGUUCGAUUGCUGUUUCUUAUUGUCACAUAAUUUUACAUUUUGUGAUUUAUAAGUAAGAAAAUAAGCUUUGUCUCAGCUUUUAGAUUUUGUGAGUAUUUGCAAUGUAGAUUGGGUGUAAACAUGAAUUUAUCACUAAUUUUAUGUUUUCAGUAAACUAAAAGACUCCCAACUGCCUAGAAUCCAACUCAGCGACCCUGUUUCGAGAUAUUUUGGACUGAAACGUGGCCAAGUUGUUAAGAUAAUCAGGCCAUCUGAGACGGCCGGUCGUUACAUCACUUACCGGAUUGUUGUUUAA